Molecule: messenger RNA, 1525 nt
Organism: Colias croceus (clouded yellow)
Lineage: Eukaryota; Metazoa; Arthropoda; Insecta; Lepidoptera; Pieridae
Gene: Sirt6
Product: NAD-dependent protein deacetylase Sirt6
Exons: 6
Coding region: 428-1492 (354 amino acids)
Molecular function (GO): NAD+ binding
Source: RefSeq, a predicted model, not a curated record
UUGUUUUACUCUGUAUUCUGUAAUAUAAAUUGUAAUCUGUAUUCUGUAAUCUGUUUAUGUAUAAAUUAAAAUAAUUAUUUUAUUCAAACUUCAAAAACCUGUUGUGAUUGUGAAGUGAUUUUUGCGGAUUUUUGUAAUUUGUAAUCAGGUUACAGGUGCAAAUUCAGUGUUUGCCUUGUGUUUUUCAAUAUAAAUUAUUGCAUUUAUAAUGUUAUUGAAAUCAUAGAUGACAUUAAAUGAGAUUAACCUUUAUAAUACAGUGCAAAGGGCAAAAUGUAAACAGAAGGAAUCGCUUAAAAAUGGUUUAGCAAUUAUUUACCUAAAAUGAAUGCUGCAUUUAUUAUGCAUAUAUUCAUCUCAGAAAGAUAAUUAAUAAAGGACCCUUUGACUAGAUGCUCCAUGCCAAUGCUCAUAUUACAAAAUAAAAAUGUCCUGUAAUUACGCGGAGGGUCUCUCUCCAUACGAACAUAAAGGAGUUCUUGGACUACCAGAAAAAUUUGACGCGAUUGAAAAGUUGAAAGAAAAAUGUCAAGUACUGGCAAAUUUAAUAAAAGAAAGUAAACAUAUUGUGGUCCACACUGGUGCUGGCAUCAGCACAUCUGCAGGAAUACCUGAUUUUAGAGGACCCAACGGUGUUUGGACACUCGAGAAAGAAGGGAAAAAACCAAAUAUCAACAUAUCUUUCACUGAUGCUAAGCCAACCAAGACUCACAUGAUACUAAAGAAGUUAGUAGAAUGCAAUAAAGUGCAGUACAUUGUCAGUCAGAACAUAGAUGGGUUACAUUUGAAGUCAGGCUUGCCGCGGAGAUAUUUGGCCGAACUACAUGGCAAUAUGUUUAUUGAUGAAUGUAAUCUGUGCAAAAGGCAAUUCGUAAGGAACGCACCAGUGGAGACAGUUGGCAAGAAGUGCAGUGGCGUGCCCUGUGCAGCUGGUCACGGUGGCGGAAGACCAUGCCGAGGUAGACUGUAUGAUGGAGUGCUGGAUUGGGAGCAUAGCCUGCCUGAGAAUGAUUUGUUAGCAGCGGAGUGGCAUUCUAGUAUUGCAGACCUAAGUAUAUGUUUGGGAACAACACUUCAAAUCAUUCCAAGUGGUAACCUGCCGUUAGAAACAGUGAAGUAUGGAGGAAAACUAGUCAUAUGUAAUUUGCAGCCAACUAAACAUGACAACAAAGCAGACUUAGUAAUCAACUAUUAUGUAGAUGACAUCUUAGAAAAUGUGAUGCAAAUAUUAGGAUACGAGAUUCCCACCUACAGUGAAGACGAUGAUUUCACAAAACUUGCCGCACAUUCCAUCAUUGACUGGACUAUAAAUAGAAAAGAUAUUUUAGCUUUGGAAAAAGUAUAUAAGGUUAAGUGCAAAGGUGUCAAGAAACAACGGGUUUUAAUAAAGAAACGAAGAAAUAGUGCAGAUGAAUCAAAUGGUUUUCUUGAUGAUAAGUCAAAAGUGGUUAAAAUAGAAAUUAAGGAUGAAGUGAACAGUGAUGUAAUUUGAUAAUGUAUGAUGAAUAAAGUGAAUUUUGAUAAA